Messenger RNA from Scaptodrosophila lebanonensis, 1318 nucleotides. RefSeq names its product COP9 signalosome complex subunit 7 (gene CSN7). Bases 277 to 1113 code for a protein of 278 amino acids. Gene Ontology annotation, cellular component: COP9 signalosome. Gene Ontology annotation, biological process: COP9 signalosome assembly. The record is from RefSeq and is a predicted model, not a curated record. NCBI's taxonomy places the organism in Eukaryota, Metazoa, Arthropoda, Insecta, Diptera, Drosophilidae. The transcript has 5 exons.
GGGGAGAGAUAAUUUCUUUAACUAAAUACGUAAGCAAAACGAAAAAUUUAAUUUCCUGAAUUUGAAUUUGCGCGUGUUGGCAGAAUAAUAAACAUAGUACAGAAAAAAAUACACAAUUGUUGUGUAGCAGGCAGCUUUGAAUUAGGCGAGUUUUUAUUAUUUCUUGAUGUGUACACACUGCUAACGCAACAGCUGUUUACGGAAUCUUUCGUGCUCUAAGAAUUUUCCAAAAUUAUAAUUUAAGUGCGUGAUUUGUUAUAAAAAUAAACAAUAAAAAUGGCACAAGAUAUGCUGCUCGAUGCCGAGGAAUCCAGCAACAAGGAGACGUUCCUGCAACAGUUUUGCACACUGGCCAAGGUUGCGAGUGGCGCUGCUUUGUUAGAUGUGAUUUGCCAAUGUUUAUCUUCGCCGAAUGUUUUUGUUUUCGGCGAGCUUUUGGUUGAACCUAAUGUGGCAGAGCUAAAGGACGGCCCAGACGCCAAGUACUACAACACUUUAAAUCUAUUUGCCUAUGGCACCUACAAGCAAUAUCGCGCAGAGCGGGAUAAGUACAUAGAACUGACGCCGGCGAUGCAGAAGAAAUUGCAACAUCUGACCAUAGUUUCGCUUGCCAUCAAAACUAAGAGCAUUCCCUAUUCCGUACUUCUGGAGGAGUUGGAAAUUAAUAAUGUGCGUCAUCUCGAGGACAUUAUCAUCGAGGCCAUCUAUGCGGACAUUAUACACGCCAAAUUGUUUCAGAACACUCGCAUUCUGGAGGUGGAUUACGCACAGGGUCGGGACAUUCCGCCGGGAUACACAAGCAAAAUAGCAGAGACUCUGCAGGCCUGGGUGAAUUCCUGUGAUGGAGUCUCCAACUGCAUAGACAUGCAGAUAAAGUACGCCAAUGCAGAGAAGGCCAAGCGCCUGUUCAACAAGGAGCGCAUCGAGCAUGAGCUAAUCAACUUGAAAAAAGUUCUGAAAAGUCAGGCCUCCGACAGCGAUGAGUCCAUGCAGAUCGACACCCAUGGCGCCGGGCCGAGCGGCAGCAACAUGAGUCAGCCGGAGUUGCGCAAGAAGCCGUCAAAGAUGAAGAAUCCGCGCGCAGGACCCGUUGGCCUGAAGUUCAGCAAGUGAGUGCCGGCCAGCCGAGCGGACAGGGGCCACAGGACUAGGGCCAAUGCAGCUCAAAGCCCCAGCUCGGCAUAGUCACGAGCACUGUAACUUAUUAAAGACUUUAAACACACCCAUUUGCCCACACAGAUCGAAAACGGGCUCAUCAUUAGGCAUUCUGAAUAAAUAUUUAUAUGCACUAACUAAAAAUAAAAUCUAUGAAAUGUGA